CCGGUCCACAUACUUACCCCCCCUUUGCUUCCUCUCGUCACGAGGCUUAGACGAUGUCCAAUAUAUAGCAGGGGACCAACCGCUCUCACACACGGGUGCUACACCAUGAUCUAUACCUCGACGCAAGACGCUGAACCCAUCCCCCAGCUCGAUUUUUUGACCUUUCUGUUUGACGGCCCUACAUCGCUAGCGAAAGACGACAACGCAGUCCUCCACGCUGAGGCAGCAAACCCAGACAACUGUAUAACCAAGGCCCAGACGCGUGUUCUGACGCGUCGGGUGGCCCACACUCUGCGAAAUCGCUUUGGGAUUGGGCAACACGGGAGCGGGAAGGAUGUGGUGGUGGUCAUUUCUACCGGCCAGGUAAUGCUGCCUGUCUUGCUCAUGGGCAUUAUCGCGGCCGGUGGCGUAGCUUCUCUCGCCUCGGCGUCCUUUCGGCCAGAGGAACUGGCCCGCCAAAUCCAACAUGGAGAUGCCAAACUGUGCAUCUCUUGUUCAGCAAGCCAAAACACUCUUUUGGAAGCUGCCCGGCUCAUCGAGGUCCCCUUGCAUCGAUGCUUAGUGCUGGAAUCGACAGUGCCAUGGCGCCUGCGAGCCCUGACUGGCUCCUCCCACAAUAAUAUUGUCGGAGAACAGGAAUUAGAAUGGCAAAGAAUUACCUCCAAGGAAGAUUUAGACAACAGUCUGAUCUUCUUGCUCUACAGCUCGGGCACAACAGGUCCGCCGAAAGGUGUCAUGAUGUCACACACGAACAUGGUCGGCCAGCCCGUGUUGGCCAGCAUAUCGCUCCGCAAAGUCUGGCGCACGGAGGGCAAGUACGAAUACCGCACUCUUGCACAUCUCCCUCCUACCCACGCAGCAGGCGUCUUCGCAUAUUUCUGCUUCCCAUUCUACAACGGCGGCAUCACAUUUUGGACCCCCAAAUUCGACUUUGCCGAUUUCCUCAAGUACAACAAGCAGCUUAAAAUUACGACGAUUGUCACGGUCCCGCCGAUCUACCUGCUCCUCGCAAAAUCGCCACUUGUCAAAGAUCAGUUCAAAACCUGGCGAAGCGCAGCGUCUGGCGCGGCGCCAUUAGGAAAGGAAUUGCAACUGGAGGCGAGCAAGAAGCUCGGCGUCAACAUCAGCCAAACGUGGGGCAUGACGGAAACGUCUGCCGUUGUUACAAUGGUGCCUCAUAGUGUCGAAGAGCGAACCGGAGCCGCUGGUAUAUUGCUUCCCCAUUUGGAGAUUCGGAUCGUCGAUGAGAAUGACAAGGAUUGCCCCGCUGAAACGCCAGGCGAAAUCCUAGUCCGCGGUCCGACAGUCACGAAAGGAUACUACAAAAACCCGACCGCGAAUGCAGAAACCUUUAAAGACGGCUUUCUCUGCACUGGAGACAUUGGCUUGUUCAAAAAUGGGCAGCUCUACAUCGUCGACCGCAAGAAAGAGCUGAUCAAGUACAAAGGCCUGCAAAUCGCACCAGCGGAGUUGGAAGCAACGCUUCUCUCACAUCCACGCAUCUUGGACGCAGCUGUGAUCGGGGUCCAUUCGGCCGAACUAGAAACAGAGGUACCCCGCGCCUACGUCGUCGCUGACCCCAAGGGUAUCAGCGCCGACGACAUCAAAGCGUUGAUCAAAGAGCGACUGGCCAGCUAUAAGCAGCUGCGGGGAGGUGUUGUUUUCGUUGCUGAGAUUCCGAAAUCACCUUCGGGUAAGAUACUGCGUAGGGAGCUGCGAGCGAUGGCUACGGAAUCGGCCAAAGCAAAGCUAUAA
Mycena indigotica is the source of this 1755-nucleotide messenger RNA. RefSeq lists its product as uncharacterized. The coding region runs from base 106 to 1755 and encodes 549 amino acids. NCBI's taxonomy places the organism in Eukaryota, Fungi, Basidiomycota, Agaricomycetes, Agaricales, Mycenaceae. The record is from RefSeq and is a predicted model, not a curated record. The transcript is spliced from 8 exons. Gene Ontology annotation, molecular function: CoA-ligase activity. Gene Ontology annotation, biological process: secondary metabolic process.